AUGGAUUCUGACAUGGAUUAUGAAAGACCAAACGUAGAGACCAUCAAGUGCGUUGUGGUCGGGGACAACGCCGUGGGCAAGACCAGGCUCAUCUGUGCCCGGGCCUGCAAUGCCACCCUCACGCAGUAUCAGCUGCUCGCCACCCACGUGCCCACAGUUUGGGCCAUCGACCAGUAUCGGGUGUGCCAGGAGGUGCUGGAACGCUCCCGAGACGUGGUAGAUGACGUCAGUGUAUCCCUGCGCCUCUGGGACACCUUUGGAGACCACCACAAGGACCGUCGCUUUGCUUAUGGGAGAUCCGAUGUGGUGGUUCUGUGCUUCUCCAUUGCCAACCCCAAUUCCCUGCACCAUGUUAAGACCAUGUGGUACCCAGAAAUCAAGCACUUCUGCCCCCGAGCACCUGUCAUCUUGGUGGGCUGCCAGCUUGACCUGCGCUAUGCCGACCUGGAGGCUGUCAAUAGGGCCAGGCGACCCUUGGCUAGACCCAUCAAACCCAAUGAGAUCCUUCCCCCAGAGAAGGGCCGGGAGGUGGCCAAGGAACUGGGCAUCCCCUACUAUGAGACCAGUGUGGUAGCCCAGUUUGGCAUCAAGGAUGUCUUUGACAACGCCAUCCGGGCCGCGCUCAUCUCCCGCCGGCACCUGCAGUUCUGGAAGUCCCACCUCCGCAAUGUGCAGCGGCCUCUGCUGCAGGCCCCCUUCCUGCCCCCAAAGCCACCGCCCCCCAUCAUCGUGGUGCCCGACCCCCCCUCCAGCAGUGAGGAGUGCCCCGCCCACCUCCUGGAGGACCCGCUCUGUGCGGACGUCAUCUUGGUGCUGCAGGAGCGGGUGCGCAUCUUUGCCCACAAGAUCUACCUCUCCACCUCCUCCUCCAAGUUCUACGACCUGUUCCUCAUGGACCUGUGUGAGGGGGAGUUCGGGGUCCCCUCUGGGCCUGGGGGCCCCCACCCAGAGGACCACCGGGGUCAUCCUGAUCAACACUACCACCAUCACCACCACCACCACGGGCGGGACUUCCUGCUUCGAGCGGCCAGCUUUGACGUGUGUGAAAGCGUGGACGAGGGUGAGGGCUCUGGUCCUGCUGGACUCCGGGCCUCAACCAGUGAUGGGAUCUUACGGGGCAAUGGAACAGGGUACCUACCAGGGAGGGGUCGAGUGCUCUCCUCCUGGAGCCGCGCUUUUGUGAGCAUCCAGGAAGAGAUGGCAGAAGAUCCUCUGACCUACAAAUCCCGGCUGAUGGUGGUGGUAAAAAUGGACAACUCCAUCCAGCCGGGGCCCUUCCGGGCUGUUCUCAAGUACCUGUACACAGGGGAGCUGGAUGAGAAUGAGCGAGACCUCAUGCACAUCGCUCACAUUGCCGAGCUGCUGGAGGUCUUUGACCUACGCAUGAUGGUGGCCAACAUUCUCAACAACGAAGCCUUCAUGAACCAGGAGAUCACCAAGGCCUUCCAUGUUCGCCGGACCAACCGGGUUAAGGAAUGCUUGGCCAAAGGCACCUUCUCAGAUGUGACCUUCAUCCUGGAUGAUGGGACUAUCAGUGCCCACAAGCCCCUGUUGAUUUCCAGCUGUGACUGGAUGGCUGCCAUGUUUGGAGGGCCAUUUGUGGAGAGUUCCACCAGGGAGGUGGUGUUCCCAUACACAAGCAAGAGCUGCAUGAGGGCAGUGCUGGAAUACCUCUACACGGGCAUGUUCACCUCCAGUCCUGACCUGGAUGACAUGAAGCUUAUCAUCCUCGCCAACCGCCUCUGCUUGCCACACUUGGUUGCCCUCACAGAGCAGUACACGGUGACUGGGCUGAUGGAAGCAACCCAGAUGAUGGUGGACAUUGAUGGGGACGUCCUUGUGUUCCUGGAACUGGCUCAGUUCCACUGUGCAUACCAGUUGGCCGACUGGUGCCUGCACCACAUCUGCACCAACUACAACAACGUGUGCCGCAAGUUCCCCCGAGACAUGAAGGCCAUGUCCCCAGAAAACCAGGAGUAUUUUGAGAAGCACCGCUGGCCGCCAGUCUGGUACCUCAAAGAGGAGGAUCACUAUCAGCGAGCCAGGAAGGAGCGUGAGAAGGAGGAUUAUCUCCACCUGAAACGGCAGCCCAAGCGGCGAUGGCUAUUCUGGAAUGGCCCUUCCUCUCCUUCCUCUUCUGCGGCCUCCUCGUCCUCCCCAUCCUCAUCCUCGGCUGUGGUCUGAGAUGCCUCCACCCUCUUCUGACCCUGCUGCUGUUGUCCCCAUCGGCCCUCGCCCCUCUGCUCUUCCGCAUCGCCCCCUCCACCUCCAGAGACAAGGGGACCCACAUAACCAGGCCCCAAAGGGCAGAGCUGUUCUCACCAGCCAACGUAGCUCAGCAAGAGAGGAGCCAGGCCCUGUGGAUCAGGACAGGGGCUGCCUCCCGAGGUCCCUGAUUCCACAGCAGGGCAGGAGACAACUGCUGGGAGGCAUGGAGCGGGGAAAGAGCUAAGAGGGUGCUGGCAUCCUAUCAUUGGGUUUGAGAACCCCAGAGUCAAAGGAACAUCUUCCCAGCCCUAAGGCUCCAGGGCUUGUCUGUGUGUCUUGGUCUGUGCUAUGGCUGGGGACACAGCACCCCCACCCCCAAUGAGGAAAAGGGAGCAGGGAGGGUCCCGCCUCUGUUGGCCGUGUUUUUCCACCAAUAGACUUGAGAGCCGCCAAUGUUUUCUGGGCAUUUCCACCUGGAACCUACUCAAGUCCUCACUGGAGAAGUCAGGGUAGAAAUUAGCCUUUAGAGCCAAACUCAAGGCUUCUAGAUGCUUAGUGCAGCUGCAAGAUGUAAGGGCUGCCACCUUGCUGGCAUCCCUCCCUGGGCUGUAGGCGACUGAGCCUGAUAAACUGUGGGAAGGUGGUUCGGAGCUCCGGGCCUAGAUGCAGCACCUCUGAGAGCAAAGAGAAACGCCUCCCGCCCACUUCCCUCACCCCCUGGCUUCCUCGAACCUCCCUCAGAUUUGUAGAUAUGAACCAAAGGGAACAACUGGGAUGGGGGAGGGAGAAGGAAGGGAGGGUAUGGGAGGCUGUGCCCAGCAAUCCCCAAUGCUCCCCUGGGCCCCUGCCCUGCCUCUGGUUAGCGCUGCUUUUUGGGGGUGGGGCAAAGUUAGCAAAAAAAAAAAAAAAACCCCAAACAAAAAUCACCACUAACAAAAACACUCUAUCCUCUUUUCCCCUAAAGAAUGAGAAACAGCAAAAGAUCCUAUAUAACUUAGAUUUUUAUAAAGCCAAACAGAGGCCCCCAUAAUGAUGAGACAAACAGUUGAGCUGUAGAAUCAACUCCAGUGGCUUUCAGGAAAGAGACUGUCACCUUCCCUGAGACUGCCCCGGCCCUGCUGGGCUGGCUCCUGACAUGCGGCUGAUUAAGGCUUCUAGGGGUGGGGAGUGUCUCACCCAGGGCUGGAACACAGCGUUGGCCCCUUGCCUUAGCCACCUGGAGAAGGCAUGGUGUAUUCUCCACCUCGAGGGGUGUCCCCUUAGGAUGUUUAUCGUGUGAGGCUUGGGGUAUUGGUCAAGGGUCAGGAGAAAGGCCCCGAGCUGGAGAAUGGAGUCACCUGUGAUGAAGGGUCAUAGACAAAUCCCUUCCUAGUGCUGGUUUGGGGAAAAUGGUCAGAGAAAAGGAGAAUUGGGCAGGAGCAAAUGCAAGGACAAUCCAGAGAAGAUCAAGGAUGAGUCUUGAUGGCAGAAGAUCACAACAGCGGCUUACUGCCCCAGCCGUGCAAAAGUUGGGCCACAACUGAUCCCUUCUGUUUUCUAUCCUGACCUGUCGCACCCCUAGCACCCUUUUUGGACUUCAAAGACCAUGUCCCGCUAAUGAGGGGCAGAGCCAGGGCAGCAUGAGGACACAGCUCAGGGCUCCCGGAGUCACCUGGGCUCAGAACGAUGCUUUAAGGGGAGUGACGGACUUUCCAUCCCAGUGUCUGGCUGGGGCUCCACCCCCAGAAUUCUGCCUUUAGGUAAAAGGUAGAGCAAACCCAGAAACAAAGGCAACCUGUGCAACGGUUUUGUGAUAUCAAGACCUAGAGAUUUCAGGUUAAAUCUUCCUUAACAGAGGGAGCAGCAGGUGGCAGGUGGAGCAGGUCUAAAGUGACUGAAGACCAGUGUUGCAUGAGCCUGAGACCCCAAGGCUGUGGCUGCUUCUGCACUACAAGUCCUUCCCCAGGACCUGCUGCCCUCUGCUGGCCGGUCAGCCUCCCUGCAGGACGCCAGGAGCCCAGGUUCUUAGACUCCAGGGUAACAGGAGAGGCCAGUGGCAGGGCCAGGAAGGGACAGCCCCAGGGGAGAAGCACAGAGCGCCCCAGGGGUCGAGGGCAGUACCGUGUACCGCACCAUCCAUCAGGGAAGGGGCACAGAGGUGGCGGCACACCUGGGCUCGCAGUGUCCCAGGAAGUGCAGAGGAGAGGAAGAGCUGGGUCACAGAGAACAGGUUAGGGGCAUAGAUCUCCCAGGCACCUGCAGGGCCAAGCACUCAGGGUCCACCAUGAGGAGGGAGGAAGGGCCACUGGGGGAGAGAAGGUGCAGGUUCUCGUGGAGUUGGAGGAAGCCCACGGGACCGUGGCCACAGAACCACCCCAGCAGCCAGGGCCAGCGAGCCCCUCAGGGACCCACUGCCCCUUCCCCAACAGCUCUGUCAGAGCCAACCCACACCGCACCAGAGCCCGGCAGCCCCAGGUGCCACCCAGAGAAACCACCCUCAGGGGCUCCGGGUGAGCCAGGCCAAGGCUGGUGUCUCCUGUCCCCGGAAGGGAAGGGCAGGCAGGAGGGGAGCAGGUGCUGAAUUCCUGCCCCCGAGGAACCUGGUACCUGCAAGAAACCCACCCAUGCAGGGCAGACCAGAGGGCAUCCAGGGAGAGAGGAAGGAGUUCCAGAGCAAGAAUGUACACCCCUGAACUUAUGACAUCUGAGUUGUUUCCAAAAGAGGAUGGGAGCGUGGGGGAGGAAAAAAAAAUCUUUUUAUAUAAGGUUUCAUAUUUAAUUUGGUCAUGAAUUCAUAAAUACAUAAGUAUUUUGUA
Messenger RNA from Choloepus didactylus (southern two-toed sloth), 5003 nucleotides. RefSeq names its product Rho related BTB domain containing 2 (gene RHOBTB2). The record is from RefSeq and is a predicted model, not a curated record. Bases 1 to 2184 code for a protein of 727 amino acids. Gene Ontology annotation, biological process: small GTPase-mediated signal transduction. Lineage: Eukaryota; Metazoa; Chordata; Mammalia; Pilosa; Megalonychidae. The transcript has 9 exons. Gene Ontology annotation, molecular function: protein binding; GTP binding; GTPase activity.